Messenger RNA from Lolium rigidum, 1713 nucleotides. RefSeq names its product probable glycerol-3-phosphate acyltransferase 2. Lineage: Eukaryota; Viridiplantae; Streptophyta; Magnoliopsida; Poales; Poaceae. Gene Ontology annotation, cellular component: membrane. Gene Ontology annotation, molecular function: glycerol-3-phosphate 2-O-acyltransferase activity; phosphatase activity. Gene Ontology annotation, biological process: cutin biosynthetic process. The record is from RefSeq and is a predicted model, not a curated record. Bases 54 to 1598 code for a protein of 514 amino acids. The transcript has 2 exons.
CAUCAAAUAAACUAGCUUGAACCAACACAGCACGCAUAAUUCUCUGGGGUUCAAUGCUAGGCCAGCACCAUCACCGGCAAAGCUCAAGCGACAUAUCUACCUUUCCUGAGAUCAUCCUCACAUCCUUGCAGACUCCACAAGAUGAUGAACACCUCCGGAACAAAACUCUCAUCCUAGAUGUUGAAGGAGGUCUCCUGAGGUCUCCAUCUAUCUUUCCUUAUUUCAUGCUUGUUGCAAUAGAGGCAGGUAGUUUCCUAAGAGGCCUCAUCCUACUAUGCCUCUACCCUUUGCUAUGUUGCCUGCCACAAGAAGUAGAAUUACAGAUCAUGGUCAUCGUGUGCUUCAUGGGGUUAAGCGAAGAGAAGGUGGCUAGGGUUGCAAGGGCGACGUUGCCAAAGUAUUUCCUAGAGGAUGUGGGAAGGGAAGGAUUUGAAGUGCUGAGAGGGAUGAAGAGGGUGACAGGGGUUUGUAGCCUGUUACCAAGGAUAAUGGUGGAACCAUUUCUUAAGGAGUAUAUGGGGUUGGAAGUGGUGGUGGGAAGGGAGGUGAAGAUGAUAAAAGGGCGUUAUGUUGGUUUAUUGGAAAAGGAGAGUGAAGGAAAGCUAGAGCAGGCAAAGUUCGACGAAACAGAGAUGAUAGGGUUGGGAUGCAGCUCAAGCUAUUUUGGUUAUGAUCAUCACCAGCUUUUCUCUUGGUGCAAGGAAGUAUACUUGGUGACACCAGAAGAAAAGAGAAAAUGGUCACCCUUGCCAAGAGACCAGUACCCAAGGCCCCUGAUCUUCCAUGAUGGCAGGCUGGCCUUUAGGCCUACCCCUCAAGCCACCAUAGCCAUGUUCAUGUGGCUCCCAGUUGCGCUGCCCCUCACCUUGCUCCGAACACUAAUCUUUCUGAACCUACCAUACCCUAUUGCCGUUGCAAUUGGAUCAGUGAUUGGUGUAACAACUCGAGUCAUCAACUCACCAGUCCACACUGGUCAAGUAGGUUCUGAACCACAUGCCCAGCCCAGCUCGCAGGGCCAUCUUUACGUGUGCAACCAUCGCACACUUCUCGACCCGGUCUACAUCUCAGCAAUGCUGAACAAGCAGGUAUCAGCCGUCACUUACAGUGUCAGCCGUGUAACUGAGCUCAUAUCACCGAUCAGGACUGUCCGGUUGACCCGAAACCGAGAUGAGGACCGGACGAGGAUGGAGCAGUCACUGAGGCUGGGGGAUUUGGUGGUCUGCCCUGAGGGGACCACAUGCCGGGAGCCAUACCUGCUUCGCUUCAGCCAUCUGUUUGCCGAGCUCGUUGAUGAGGUCUAUCCAGUCGCACUGGUGAACUGGUCCAGCAUGUUCCACGGUACCUCCACCGGCAAGUCCAAGUAUCUAGACCACUUCUACUUUUUCAUGAACCCACGCCCGGCUUAUGAUGUUCAGUUCAUGGACAAGAUGCCAACCAAGAUGGUGAUCGAUGGGAAGAGAUGCGAGAGUUACGAGGUGGCCAACUUCGUGCAGGGUGAGAUUGGUAGGAUUCUUGGGUUUCAAUCCACCAAGCUCACCCGUAAGGAAAAAUACUUGAGGCUGGCAGGAAAUGAAGGGUUUGCUGAUACAAAGGAGUAAAGUCUCUAAAUUUUACACUCGCAAAAGUCUCUAAAUUGUAAACAUAACACAUUGAUGGCUAUUGAUCGCAACAUAACAUAUGUUUGUAAUAUAUAACAUUUAAGAUUUUUAUAGG